AUGGUUCUUGCCAGGCUGAUCUUCCAAGCAACGAUCUAUCCCAUUUGGCUAGACAAAACGGAGGCGUCCGACAUCAGCAAGCUAGCCACCCAGUUUGGUACAUUGAGACUCAUCGAUGAAGCUAUUAGUGGGAAACUUGCCUCAUACACAUCGUACGAACAUCUCCAACUAGAAGCUUUAAUUGCUUGGUUCCACCAUCUUCAACCUAAAUUUGAAAACAACCUAAACGAGAAUACCUCAAAGUCUGCGUUAUCUUCUGAAUUCUGUAAGGUUGGUGCUUGCUUGCUUCUUACGCUUCCCGAAGAUGUGUUUUCUGUUAUCUCUCACUUUCUUUCUCCAAGCGACAUUUGCGAUAUAAUCUUUUGCUGCAAAAGUCUUUGUGCCCUUGUCGAUUCCGAGAAGACAUGGCUUGUUCAAUAUGAAGUCGUUAAGGUGGUGAAGCCUCUUGUUGGGAUUUGGGUUCAAAAGAACCCUGUAAUUGGGAUUUCUUAUCCGUUGUUGGAUGCCGGAUAA
Molecule: messenger RNA, 513 nt
Organism: Arabidopsis thaliana (thale cress)
Lineage: Eukaryota; Viridiplantae; Streptophyta; Magnoliopsida; Brassicales; Brassicaceae
Product: F-box family protein
Exons: 4
Coding region: 1-513 (170 amino acids)
Source: RefSeq, marked reviewed